Musca domestica (house fly) is the source of this 1411-nucleotide messenger RNA. RefSeq names its product odorant receptor 45a-like. The coding region runs from base 64 to 1293 and encodes 409 amino acids. The record is from RefSeq and is a predicted model, not a curated record. NCBI's taxonomy places the organism in Eukaryota, Metazoa, Arthropoda, Insecta, Diptera, Muscidae. The transcript is spliced from 5 exons. Gene Ontology annotation, cellular component: plasma membrane. Gene Ontology annotation, biological process: sensory perception of smell; detection of chemical stimulus involved in sensory perception of smell. Gene Ontology annotation, molecular function: odorant binding; olfactory receptor activity.
UACAAACAGCCUGACCGGUGCUACAAAACGUUUGCACCAAUUUUCAAAGAAGUUACAACGAAAAUGUUCAGCGUUCCUAACCCACCGGAUGCUUUGCCGCCGCAAAAUUCUCUCAAGAAUUUCUUUCUCAUUCAGAGAAUUUGUUUUUCGGUCAUUGGUUUGGAUCCAACAUCGUUGAAGCGUACUAUGUAUCGACCGUGGCUAACCUUUAUACCGCUGCUGAGUCUUAUGGGCCUAUUGGGACCCAUGGGCGUGUAUGCCUUUAAUUAUUUGAAAAUUGAUUUGGGUAAGGCUAUAACGGCUCUCUCGCCCUUUUGGCAGUCCAUGUUGUCGACGAUUAAGUUUUUUGUCUUUAUGUUGAAUCGAAAGAAAAUUGUGGGAUUGGUGCGUAAGGUGUGGUCAUGGACAUUGGAAGCCACCGAAGAGGAGCUCAAAAUUAUUGAUGAAGAAAUCAAAGGCGAUGCCAGGAUAUCCUUGUUUUAUUAUUCAAUGGUAAAUAUCACCGGAGUCCUGGCAGCCCUGGCUCCAUUGGCCAUAUCGGCAAUUUACACUUUUCAUGGUCGUGGUUUUAUGGAGACAUUGGAUGCCCCAUUUAAGGCGGAAUACUUCUACGAUAUACGAGCUUCAUAUAUGGGAUAUAUUCUUUGCUAUACCUGGAAUGUUUUGGGCAUCCAUUACAUUCUCAAUGGCGCCCUAUCCAUUGACACCCUCUACUCCUGGAUUGUACACAAUAUUGCAGCACAAUUUCGGAUUUUAAAUUUACGCUAUCGCCAGUUGUCGGAGAAAAUUAUUGCCCACCAGGCGGCGGGAAACCACAAUGAAAAGGAAUUUCUUAAAUCUGUUGUGGAAUGUGUCAACUAUCAUCGACGCAUCAUUCAAAUGUCGGAACGUUUCAGUGAGGUGUAUCAGGGUUUGGUUUUCAUCAAAUUUCUGGUUAGCUGCAUGCAAUUGGCAUGUUUGUCGUUUAUAAUCCCCUUGGGUGGGGAGUUUGCCGAUCAGUCGUUUAAUCUGUCGUUUUUGAUUGCCGUCACCACGCAGCUGAUGUUGUACUGUCAUGGUGGGCAGAAAAUUCAGGAUAUGAGCACCUCGGUCAAUCUGGCCAUCUACGAGUAUUUCCAUUGGCACGACUUGAGCAUUAAAUCCCAAAAGCUGCUCAUGAUAACGAUGAUCAGGGCCCAGAAACCCUGCGAUAUAAGAGGCAUAUUUUUCACAGCAGAUCUAAGUCUGUUCGUUUGGGUCUAUAGAACUGCUGCUUCAUUUAUGACCAUGUUGAUGUCAAUGCAGGAUAAAUAAAUACAGAACUGCGCACCACAUGCACCCUUUUAUUCAAUUUCUAACAACUGUUUAAAAAAUCUCGAAUAAACACGAUAGACAUUCUGGGCUAAUAAGUCAUCAAACUUUUGAAAUUUCA